UAGAUCUUUAAAAAUAAAUCAAACAUGGCAAUAUUUGACCGUUGUAUAUGAUAAUGUCGAUGACACCCUUCGAUCCUGACUCAUUGGAUGAAUCACUCCUCUUGUUCCUUCUUCAAAACGAUAACAAUAAUGACCUGAACUCGGGAGCGGAGGUGACCUUACCACAAACGAACGAAGACUUUAUGGUUCGCAUCGAUGUCCAACACUUCCGACCAGAAGAACUCAAAGUGCGGCUGUUAGACGGCUACCUAGUGAUCGAGGGGCGGCACGACGAGAAGGUGGACGAGCACGGGACCAUCUCCAGGCAGUUCGUACGCAAGUACAAGUUACCAGAACAUGUCGACCCAAAAGAAUUCAGCUCCACUGUAUCUUCCGACGGCGUUCUGACGGUCGUAUCGAAGACGAAGAGCAAUAUCAGCGGACAGUUAGAACGGAAGGAUUCGGCGUUCUUAACGGAAGGACAAGAUUCAAUAGAAGACGCUAGUCAGGUCUUCAAUUAGAGACAGGUUGCCUGAUUUGUGACAUUUUUCAAGGAAAGAAACAAGUAGUAAUCGGAUGGGGCAAGGUUUGGGGAGUACAGAGGAUGAGGUAGAAAGUCCCACUCCAACUGUAUGAUUGAAUGAAAAAAAAAGUUGAGGAUGAAGACCAGACGAGGAACAA
This is a messenger RNA of Nezara viridula (southern green stink bug), 660 nucleotides long. The record is from the annotation of a GenBank genome assembly. NCBI's taxonomy places the organism in Eukaryota, Metazoa, Arthropoda, Insecta, Hemiptera, Pentatomidae.